Messenger RNA from Lactuca virosa, 456 nucleotides. The record is from the annotation of a GenBank genome assembly. Lineage: Eukaryota; Viridiplantae; Streptophyta; Magnoliopsida; Asterales; Asteraceae.
AUGCUUGCAGAAAGUUGUGGUUCAACAGUUGAUUUGGGUGGAUUGAUAGUUUCACUUGCAAAUAAAAUAACUUGUAGGGUGGCUUUUGGAAGAACAUAUGAUCAUCAUGGGUCGAAGUUCACAAAUUUAUUGAUAAGGUUCAUGAAUAUGCUAGGUGUUUUUUGUGUUGGGGAUUACAUUCCAUGGUUGUCAUGGGUGGAUCGACUCAAAAAUUUAGAGGGCAAUGCAAAGAAAAUUGCUACAGAGUUUGAUGAUUUUCUUGACUGUAUUCUUAAAGAACAUAUAAGUAAGAAAAAAGGGGAAGAUGCUAAGAGCGAUAAAGACCAAGAUUUAGUUGACAUCUUACUGGAUGUCCAAAGAAACGAAACAACUGGCUUUACCCUUGGCGACGAUACUCUUAAAGGGGUCAUAUUGGUAAUAUUUCUCCCUCUACAUCUCCAGAUUAACGAGCUAUGA